This is a messenger RNA of Cooperia oncophora, 339 nucleotides long. Lineage: Eukaryota; Metazoa; Nematoda; Chromadorea; Rhabditida; Trichostrongylidae. The record is from the annotation of a GenBank genome assembly.
AUGUUUUCAGCCAAUGCACUAGCUGUCCAUCCAGUCGACAAGGCAGAAUUGGAAGUGGAAGAAGCUUCAUCUCACGUCUAUCAUGUGAAAUUAAAUCGACCAGAUCGUCGAAAUACUUUCACACUUGAGCUAUGGAAGGAAAUGAAGUCAACUUUCGACAAGCUUGCCGACGAGCCGAAAUGUAGAGCUAUAGUGUUAUCCGGAAACGGCAAAUCUUUCUGUGCAGGAAUCGACCUACAACAAGGCAUGGGGGUUUGUUAUGUUGUUUAUUUUCGGAUAGUCUUUCUGUGCACUGAUGGUGAGAAGUUAAAUAACGCAGGCACAAAUAGAAAAGUGUGA